CCCUUCACCGCCCCGACCCUCCCGACAUCCGCUGCAGUCGUUGCAGGCUCCCUCGACUUCGCCAAGAUGUCGUAUCCCAACUGGGUCUUCUCCAUGUUCAUGGUCUUCGGGAUCAUCAUGACUUUGCUGCCGCUGCCCUGGCAUCUCGAGGCGUGGAACACAGGAACCUGUCUCUAUAUGCUCUGGGUCGCGGUCGCGUGUCUCUGCCAGCUGGUGAACUCCAUAGUCUGGUCGGGGAACGCAAUCGACUGGGCGCCCGUCUGGUGCGAUAUCUCUGCGAGAGUCAUCAUUGGAACUUCAGUCGCUAUCCCCGCUGCCUCUCUCGUCAUCAACCGCCGCCUCUACUACAUUGCGACCGUGCGGACGGUCACCAAAUCCAAGCCUGAGAGGAGGCGCGAGGUCAUGAUGGACCUAUUGAUCGGGAUGGGACUCCCCGUGCUUGUUAUGAUUCUCCAAUACAUCCCUCAAGGGCACCGCUACGAUAUCUACGAAGAUAUUGGGUGCUACCCUGCGACAUACAACACCUGGGUUGCAAUUGUCUGCGUGACGGGCUGGCCGAUAGCUAUCGGCUGCGUCUCCGCGAUCUACUGCAUGCUCAGCAUCUACAACUUCAACAAGCGCCGCCGGCACUUCAACGAGUACCUCGCCGCGCACAGCAACCUCACCGCGAACCGCUACUUCCGCCUCAUGUGCCUCGCCGCCAUCGAGAUCUGCCUCACCAUCCCCAUCGGCAGCUUCGGGCUCUACCUGAACACCCAGUUCAGCGAGAUGCAGCCGUGGAUCUCAUGGGAGGACACGCACCUGAACUUCUCGCACGUUAACCAGAUCCCGGCCGUGUUGUGGAAGGGCGUGCCCGUCACGUACCGCGCGCUCGAGCUCACGCGCUGGUUCAUCUUCGUCUGUGCGUUCAUCUUCUUCGUGUUCUUCGGCUUCGCACAGGAGGCGCGCAAGAACUACCGCCGUGCGUUGUUCAAACUGUGCAAGCGCACCGGCUAUGUCCCGCGCUUCCUCGCGUGCGAGUCCGAGACCUGGAGUCCGUCUGCCUCACCGAAGUACUCCGGCACCGGCCCCUCGAUGCCCGUGUACGCGAACAACCGCAAGCAGAGCUCGACGCGCGUCUCCACCCUCUUCUCCGACCUCUCCGCCGACGAGCUCUCCUCCUACCACAGCUCUCACGACGAGAAGCACGCCGCGGGCGGCCGCCUCUCGUACGGGCAGCUUUCGCUCGGCGACGUCGGCGGCAUCCUCUCCGACGCGAAGGGCGACGAGGAGAAGUGCGACUCGCCCACCACAACCAGCGCAGGCUGCUCGACGAACGCGAGCUCGACGACGAUAGCGCACGGCCCCGCGCGCCCGCCAUCGCUCGCCGUGCCCGACCGCGCGAGGCUGCGGCCGCACGACAUGCGCAUUGAGAUCUCGUCCAUUCGCUCGUCGACGUACGACAUCUCGCGCCCCGCGACACCCGAGUCGUACGCCACCGCCGCCGAGGCGCACCGUGGUGGCGACGCCGUAUAA
Molecule: messenger RNA, 1515 nt
Organism: Schizophyllum commune H4-8
Lineage: Eukaryota; Fungi; Basidiomycota; Agaricomycetes; Agaricales; Schizophyllaceae
Gene: brl3
Product: B pheromone receptor-like protein 1
Exons: 6
Coding region: 67-1515 (482 amino acids)
Biological process (GO): G protein-coupled receptor signaling pathway
Cellular component (GO): membrane
Molecular function (GO): mating-type alpha-factor pheromone receptor activity
Source: RefSeq, a predicted model, not a curated record